This is a messenger RNA of Octopus bimaculoides (California two-spot octopus), 3446 nucleotides long. Its product is annotated as FMR1 autosomal homolog 1-like. The record is from RefSeq and is a predicted model, not a curated record. Lineage: Eukaryota; Metazoa; Mollusca; Cephalopoda; Octopoda; Octopodidae. Gene Ontology annotation, biological process: animal organ development; mRNA transport; positive regulation of long-term neuronal synaptic plasticity. Gene Ontology annotation, molecular function: translation regulator activity; mRNA 3'-UTR binding. Gene Ontology annotation, cellular component: neuron projection; cytoplasmic stress granule; nucleus.
UAAUCAUUUUCGAAAAGAUAUUUUUUUCCGGAUUUAUACACAAGUUAUACGCAAAAUAUUUCCCAGAAAGCAUCAUCAAACAAAGAUGGAGGACCUUGCGGUGGAAGUAUGCUGGCAUAACGGGGCCUUUUUAAAGGCUUUUAUCAAGAAUAUUCAUGAUGAUGAGGUUACUGUUACGUUUGAAGACAGUACAUUGCCCGAGAAAAGAGUUAAAUUCUCUGAAGUCCGGUUACCUCCAAAGGAAAUGCCCCCCAAGUUGGAUUACAAAGUUGAUGAUAAUGUUGAGGCACUUAGUAGAUCAGCGGCUGAUGACAUGAUAGGUUGGUGGCCGUCCAAAAUAAAAAUGUUGAAAGGUGAUUUUGUUGUAGUUGAAUAUUCAGGUUUUGAGUCUUCAAACACAGACAUUCUUCCUUUGGAAAGGAUUCGGCCUUUAAAUGAAAAUCCCUGUAUUUCAAAAGAUAGUUUUCGGAAAGCGAUUCUUGACGUGCCGUCUGAUUUAAGAGAAGUUUGCAGAGAAGAAAGUACAUUAGCAGAGUUCAAGAAGCACUGUGGUGCAGCUGUUGUUAUAUAUAAUUCAGAUGAUAAUGCAUUAGUUGUUGUGUCCACUAAUUUCUCUGUGAUAAAGAAAGCUUCAUUGAUGGGAGAUAUGUUUCUGAGGAACUUACGCCAGAAAGUUUUAUUAAAACAAAGAACUGAGGAAGCUGUUAAAAAAUUACAGAGUGCUAAAAUUCGGUCUGGUUACAUGGAAGAAUUUUCUGUUCGAGAAGAUUUGAUGGGCUUAUCUAUAGGUACUCAUGGCAGUAACAUUCAACAAGCUAGAAAAGUACAAGGUAUUACAGGAAUUGAUUUAGAUGAAGAAUCCUGCACAUUUAAGGUUUAUGGUGAGACUGAAGAUGCUGUCCGAGAAGCUAGAAAUAUGCUUGAAUACGCUGAAGAAACUUUUCAAGUUCCACGCGAUUUAGUUGCUAAGGUUAUUGGUAAAAAUGGCAGAAAUAUUCAAGAUAUUGUUGAUAAAUCUGGUGUUGUUAGAGUUAAAAUUGAAGGUGAUAAUGAACACGAGGCUCCUAGAGAAGAGCUCCUAGGAAUGCAUAGCCUGGAUGUUGCUAGCGUCCCUCUGUCCGCACCUAACGAUAUGAGUCAGGGUCAGGUGCCUUUCAUUUUUGUAGGAACUGUAGAAAGCAUAAGCAAUGCAAAGCUUCUAUUAGAAUUUCAUUUAUCGCAUUUAAGGGAAGUGGAACAGUUACGGCAAGAAAAAUUAGAAAUUGAUCAACAGCUGAAGAAUUUAUCAGGUCCCCAACAGAGCCCCUACUAUCCACCAUCAAGGGAAAGAAGGGGCAGUAAUGACCCAUAUAAUGAUGAAAGAAGGGGCCGUGGACCACCAAUGCGUGGAGUCAGGGGCAUGAGCCGAGUAGGUAGACGCUGGGCAAAUGAACGACAUAGUGGAAAUAAUCAAGGUGAUGACCCAUUAUCUCCUCGUCCUAUUUCCGACUGGUCAGCAGAGGUAGUGGAAGAAGAACGUCGGCAAGCUGGGUAUUUAACAGAUAGCGUAUUAAGUGGUCGAGGACGUGGCUUCAAACGAGGAAGGGGUCGAGGGCGUGGAGGAAACAGUAAUUCUGCAAGGGAUUCAGGCUGGUUAUCUCACGACCCACAUCAAGGUGCCUAUGAUGAUGAUGAUAUCCAAGAUCAAAGAUCACGUCGUCGAACAACAGACGACGAAGACACAGUACUGGAUAAUGCAAGUGUAAACAGCCAAGAUCAAGAUCGUAGACGGGAUAAAAGAAGAAGGCGCAGAAGAAGAUUGCGUGGUAAUGGUAGUGCAGCUUCUGGUACUGAGACAGACACAAGUGUAUCUAAUUACAGGGGCCGCUACUCGGCACCACCAUCGCGGGCCGGUUCUAUGAUGAGGAGCCCAAGUUACAAUAACAACAUGCAUAAGCCAGAAGAUUUCUCUGUGUCUGUUACGUCUGUCCAUAAUAACCACCAUUCUCAAUCUCCCCCACCUCACUCCUCACAAAUGCAUCUGCAGCUGGGAGGCAACCGGCCUACUUAUAACAACAACAAUAGUAUGGUGGCAAAUGAAAAAGAAAUUAUUGUGAAAACAGAAAAUGAUUCUACACCCAAGCAACAACGAGAUGCUCGCAAACAAACCCGUCAGCAACUCAGUGGCAGUGAAUCCGACAGUAAAAAUAUAAAGAGCAAGUCGAGCAACUCUGCAACUUCUCCUACUGCUACUACUACUCAUUUCUGCAAAUCAAAGGAACAGCUUGUUAAUGGAGAACAAUGAGUAGGAUUGCAGGUUUAGAAUUCCCCUCCCUUUCCCUGACUUGUUGAAAGAAUCGACUGAAGUCAGGUUUGCAGGCAAGGCAGACAUUGAAAUCAGUAACCACUGAUCAACGCUUAUUGAAUGGACUACACAGCUGGAAAAAUGCUGUUGCUGCUCCAAAACAUGAUUAAUUACAUGAAAAAAUGUUUUUAGAGAAAAAAAAAAACAUGAGUAAAUUUUUUAAAAGUUUCUUUAAAAAAAAAAAUGUAUUCCUGUGUGUUUAGGAUGACUUACUACCCUGAAUUGCCUAGACAUUAGUCUAUUUUGUUUUCAAUUCUGGACUGAGCUCAAUCUAUGCAUAUAAUGUCGAGCAAUUAGUUUGCUUUGACUGUUGCAUUGUCUCAGAGUGCAUGGUAUAUUUGGCCUAGACAGUUUGGGGGGAAAGUUGGCAUGCACUGUGAAGGUAACAAUGUUGUUAAAUAUUCUGGUACAAUUAAGUUCUGCUAAAAGGUACAAUGUUGGUAGCAGGGUCUACAAUAGAGAUAUUGAAGCUGCUGGUAGCAGAAUGUAUUCCUUCAAUCCGUGUUGGCCUAAUUGAGUAAAAUUUUUUCAUGGUAAGAUGAUUAACAGCAACCUUUCUACUACCAAUGCUGCCACCUAACCUCAUUUGGUUUGAUUGCUUUUAUUUUCAUUUCAAUUUACUUGCAGUCUGUAAUCCGUUAAUUUUGGUUGGUUUUUUUUUUUUUUUUUAGACUUAUCAUUUUGGCAUCUUAUUUAUUUCAUUUCAUUUCACUACAGGUAUUUGAACAUCUAUUUAAGCUCUAAUGUUAAUGCAGUUGUUAAUACUGCACACAGUAGUAAGUUUAGGGCGGAGGACUGCUAUAGAUGAGAAAAUAUCGUCAAUCUUAAAUUGAAAGCUAAGUGUAAUUGUCUUCCCAUUAAUAGUUUUACUUGAAAGUACAUUAAUUAAAUUAGUAGUGCUAUAACUUCUAAUUUCCAUGUAGUAUUCAUUUGUUACCGAUGAAAUGGUUUAAAUAAGCAAAGUUGCAAUGUAGCUAAAAGGAGCUUCACAUACUGAACUCCACAAGUGUUACAAUUUCUCUCAACUGAUUUUAUCUACGGUUUAUUUCUAUAAUAUAUGGAAUAAUAUGACCACAUAAAAUUGAAAAUUCUCCAAAAUCAA